AUGCAAAGCUCCAUCCAGUGCACGGAGGAGGAGUGUUUACGCACAGUCUGCCUGCGACGCAGGAUCAAACCUGGGGACUUUGUCGUUUUUACGCCACAAUCCAGUCCUGCGAAGCAUUUGCAAAAGGAGCCAGAGAAGCAAGCGCCUCCAUCGGGGACCGACCAUGGUGAUCAAAGUGUACAUAGCGUCCUCCUCUGGGUCCACUUCGAUUAAAAAGCAACAGCAGGACGUGAUGGGCUUCCUGGCAGCCAAUAAGAUUGAGUUUGACGAGUGUGACAUCGCCGCCAACGAGGCCAAUCGGAAGUGGAUGCGAGAGCAUGUUCCGGAGGAGUCGCGGCCAGCCACGGGGAACCCGCUACCACCACAGAUAUUUAAUGAGAGCAAAUAUUGCGGGAACUACGAGGCCUUCUUUGAUGCCAGAGAAGACAAUGCUGUGUAUGCAUUUCUAGGCCUGACUGCUCCCCCAGGAUCAAAGGAAGCCGAGGCUCUGCUGAAGAAAGCACAGCAGUAGCUUUUCACCUUUUGUGUUUUUCAUCCGGACCUAGCCUAACCUGGAAUAAAAACAAAAAAAACAAUUUUAAAUCUUAGGUUUCACGAUUUUAAUAUUCUUUUGUCAGCUGUGCCUUGUCAGUGUCGAGAGGUGCAGAGACAAAAAGCGGAAGAUCCUGGUUAUCAAGACAGUUCAGAGCUUCCUCAUGUUAGCCUCAGCCUGCUAGCCUAUUGGUCCAGUAACAUGUCAAUCAAAUAUUUGGCAUAAAUUGAUACACAAUCAUAAAUUGUGUAAAAAGUUCCCUCGGGUUAUCCUAGUGUGCAAUGAGCUCACCAUGUAGUCCACUUCCAUAUCAAUAAAAAUGUAUACGACUGUCCAGUCGAACAAUCAGAAAUCUUACUAAAUACAUAAAAAUGUACUUUUCUGCUCUUGUUAUUGCCAAAACAGCAUCACUUUCUGUCAGAGCUCCAAAAAAAGUUUUCACGCGCUCUUCAUUGAAGCUGUCUUAUGCUGUUUUAAAAGCAGCCUUUUUCUACUCGAAGAUUUCCGUUUAACAACGAGACAAGUUAGCAACAGAUGUGACUUUGUUGUUUUUUGAUGUUUUGUUAUGUAAGCCUCCUGUUUUAUAUUGUGUUGGUAUAAAACCUUAAAAAGUCUUAAAGGGAAGGGUUAGUUGUCUUUCCUAAAAUAAAAUAAAAAAGAUGAAA
Molecule: messenger RNA, 1197 nt
Organism: Doryrhamphus excisus (bluestripe pipefish)
Lineage: Eukaryota; Metazoa; Chordata; Actinopteri; Syngnathiformes; Syngnathidae
Gene: sh3bgrl
Product: SH3 domain binding glutamate-rich protein like
Cellular component (GO): cytoplasm
Source: RefSeq, a predicted model, not a curated record